GUCUUGUUGGGGGAACUCGAGAUUGGAGAACUUGAGAAACGUUAUGGUAGUCGGAAACUGGGCUCGCUUUUGCAGAGUUGAAGUGUGAGUCAACAUAACUACUAUAGACGGCGACGACAGAUCAGGAGCGACCGUCAAUAUGAAUAACGUUGUGUACAAAUCUGCUGGCAAACUUAAGCAUCUGCGCGGCACGCGCGCAGGCGCUAACUGCGUCAGAGUGGCGCUUUUCGGAGUCGUCUACACGACUGUGGUUGGCGGCUUAGUUCUGCUGUUUGCACCCCUUGAUUACAUAAAGAUUUCCAAUAGGCCCCUGUCCAUCCCGUCGGAGUUCACCAGAACCCUUGACGAGUCCAUCGGCUAUCACCCCUCAAAAGAUGGCAAAGUUAUUUAGUGUCCAAGACACGACUUACAGCCAUCACUGGUGUUGUAGGUGGUGCACAGCAACUAUACUUUAGUACUGCUUUUUUUAGGACUUUUUUUCAAGCGAGCUUGUCUCUUUUUCUUUUUAAUGUAGUGAUUAAGCUUAUGCAUUAUAUCUAGCCAUCUCUUUAGAUCAAGCACUUUUUGUAUGUUAUUGUUCAAUAAUUACAUUGUUUUUUUACAAAGCAAAGUGCCACUUCUGACUCUUUUUUCUGCAUGCUACAUAAAGGCCUAAUGUGUGCAUCUGCAAUGCCAUGUGUGCCCGCAGCAGCAGCAACACGUAGCCAUCUUUGUAGCUCAAACUUUUUGAGAAAUCCUGGACAGCCAGCAGUGCCUUGUGACUCUAGAAUUAGUAGUAAACUUGUAGCAUGGACAGAUGUGCUGUGUGGCCACGGCCUGAGGCCAGGUGCCCGGCAUGUGGAGAAUGCGUGGCUGGUGCCAUGGAGUCUCACGUGGAGAAGUGCCUGCAGCGCUUCAGCAAAAACCCCAAGUCUACCGAGUCAUGCGUCUGUGUUGUGUGCCGCAAGGACAUCACAUCGCUUGACGGAGCGCAGCGGAUGGCUCAUGUGAACAGGUGCCUCGAUGGGGAGGCGAAGGAGCCUCUGCAGGAGCCUGUCGUCUCGACCCCAUCUCGAAACGGAUCCCCCGGAUUUGUGCUUCUAGAUUGUCCCCUCUGUGAACGAUCGUUCAAGACAUCCGAGGCCUGCAAGAACCACAUAAAGCAAUGUAGCACGAAACUAGGCAUGUCCCCGAAACAAGUUGUUGAAGCCAUCCGCUUGCAGCAGCGCUAUGUACAAGAGAGAAUGGCCGCUGGCCUGCCUGUUGUGAGGAGGAGGCGAAAUGCACCAACAGAUGCAUCAACUGCACAGCGACCAGCAAAAAAGCCAAGACCGGUGGCGUCAGUACCCAAAAGCAAAUAUCAAGAAGAAGUUCAAAUGGCACGUGCCCUGUCGGCGUCAUUGACCACGGCAAGCAGAGACCAGGACGAGGCUCAACGGCGAUUUUGCGAGAUGUUCGGAAGCGGCCCUUCUGCAGGGAGGAGAAGAAAGCAUGCAGUCAAGGAAACCCCUGUGUUGCUGUUGACCUCGGCUGAUGAACGGGCCAAGAAAGUUGAAGAGAAGAUUGAACACCUCCUGACGCAGAGGAUGAUUGGCUUGGAACUCGGUGAUCUGUCAUGGUGCACAAAGCUGAAAGCCACUGGCAAGCUUUCAAACCGCAUCAAGGAGCUUUCAACAAAGGAUGCUCCACUCUGGAGCCUUGCGGGCGAAUGCAGAGAGCGGCAGGAAGACUAUUAUUUGCGUAGCCUGAGCCCAGUCGUUACACCGUCCGCAAUCGAGGUGGGGAGCCGACUGAAGUCUCUGAGCCAGGUUCCAGGCCGCCGCCUAUCAGGAGACCUCAACAUUGUGGAUGACCUCGCCACAGGGAAGCCCAAGCAAUUGGAAAGUGACAGAGAACUCAGCACCCAGCUGCAUCGCGAUGGACUCCUCUCUGCGCUUAACACUACGCUGUCAUCCACGGCAGCGUGCCCCGACGCCACUCAACUGAAAAAGCCAGGUUCCAGUGAAAUCGGUCAAGGAUUCCUGACUCAAGAAACUGAGGAAGAACCGACUAAGGAAGGCUCAUCACUGGCACCUGGAGCAAGAAAGGUCCUGCAGAAUCUGGAUGCCUUGGUUGGCCACAGACGAUUUUGCGACAUCCGAAUAAUCGCCGAAGACGGUGUCGUCAUCCCCGCACAUCGGGCAAUCUUGUUCACUCAGUGUCCUGCUGCUGAAAAGGAGGUCGUCUCUCGUCCGGGUGAGAAAGGGCUAAUGUUGUACUGGACUUCAAGGUCUAAAGCGUGCAUUCUAGCAUUCCUUCACUACGUUUACUCUGGUGUUCUCGACCUCAACAAUGACGACCGACGUCUUCAUCUCGAUCUCAGGGGCAUGGCUUUCAGGUAUGGCAUGGAAGAGCUUUGUGAGGAACUGAAAGACCGUUACUUCAGAAACGAGUCUGAACAAGACGAUGCCGGUGAUGGAGCGGCUGAUACUAGUCUGGAUGAAAUCCUUUCAUCCUUUUGGCUGGAGGAUGACAGCGGCAAUGGCCACAGAGAGGAGGAACCUAUCAGUGAUGACAGCGAUAAUGUUGAGUCAUUGGAGGAGGUUUGCGAUUUCCUGUCAAGUCAGCAUCCACAAAAAACCGAAGGUGCCGAACACUCCAAGAAUGCGAGAGCGAACGCCAGUGAGACCUUGCCAGUUCUUUCGCCACCUCGCACGAGUCUGGAACAAACAACCCAGCCAACGUCGAGGUCUUUGCUUGAGAAGAGCAGUGCAGAAGCCUCACAGCAGGUUCGUCGACGGCCGGGAACUCCUUUCUCUGCGCCUGCUCCCGCUAGCCCUGUUCAAUCUGAAGAUGAGCAAGCGUGGACAGACCUUGGUGAGAAUGGCCACCACCUCGACGAGGGUCGUCACGACGACUCCAGGGGUGAAGAGACAGAUCACCUUGAAGAGGGCGCGGCAUCGGCCCACGAUGACAGUGACAGCUGCUCGGAGGAGCUCUUUGGCGAGUCCAACGAUUCGGCCUCAAGCGUGGGCAACGCCACUGAUGGAGACGAGCACGCGGAAGAUCGUGAAAGGGUGCCUUCGCGGGAGGAGGCGAAGCGGAAGCGAGACAGCGACGACGAUGAGACUGCGGCGCAGGACGGCUUGCAAGGAAGCGGAGAAAAGUGCAAGGACACGGAUGACGUGUGGGACUGUGUCUGGGAUGGCUUCGACGACGGGGCGCAGCAGGACGCAGCUCCUCCAGAGCGUCGUCCGUCCUCUGCUUCAAGGUGGGACCGCCAUUCACCCGCUGCUGCCAAAGCAGCCAGCGUGGAGGAGGUUCCUCGGGAGAUGCUUGACUCCUUCUUUUUUGAGGAGCAGGGAGGUGCAGAUAAAGGAGCAGCUCCCACUGGUCUUGAACACACGCCUGUGUCAUUGCCUCGAUAUCUUGGAGCACCGAGUCAUGCCUACACACCGGUGACCCCCCUGCCGGACUACGGAGCCAUGCAUACACCGGAGCUGCGAGACCAGCUUCAGCAAUUCGGUGUGCGCAGGCUGCCACGGAAGCAAGCCGUGAACGUCCUCAACCGCAUAUACGAUGAGACUCACCCACUGGUCCCUGAAACGCCCGUGAGGAUCACGUUCCCAAGGCGGGGCAUGAAUGCAGGCGGCGAUAGGGACUAUAGGAGUGGGCCGAUGUUGACAAGUGGUCGACCUGAGCCAUUCUCCGGGAGUUCCAGUGCUAAUGAAGAACCCUCCCACUACAGUGUGUCGUCAAGGAGCAGUGGUGAAGAUGGGAGCUGCAGUGAUACUAGUGACACUGAUAUCAAAGAACAACUGAGACGGUUCUUUGAGAGGAACACUGAGCUGUCAGAGAAGAUCUUAAUGUAUGAGCCUAUUGACUUCCAAAAGCUUCGACUAAAUCUCAAGCAAGCCAAUAUCAGGAUAUCUUCUAAGAACCUGAUAAACUAUCUGGAUGAGCAAUGCAUCACAUUCACCAUGCCUCGCUCUGAAAAGCAGCAGGCAAAGCAAAGGCGGCGACAGGAAAACUUCAGACGUAGGAUGCUUGGCAAGCGCACUCUUGCCACUGCACAAGAAGGUCUGCCGUAGAGUGGUGAACGAGGGGACGCAUAUGGACAUACCCUCACGUUCUCUGUCAUAUCCCCAACAUGAUAUAGCAAGGACCAAGAAACCAAGUGCUUGGGGCCAUUUAUGAUCAGUUGUGUACAAGAACCAAGUGGUAAAAUACAUGCUUCUUUGUUUUCAUA
Rhipicephalus sanguineus (brown dog tick) is the source of this 4207-nucleotide messenger RNA. RefSeq names its product structure-specific endonuclease subunit SLX4 (gene mus312). The transcript is spliced from 19 exons. Gene Ontology annotation, molecular function: enzyme binding. Gene Ontology annotation, biological process: resolution of meiotic recombination intermediates; interstrand cross-link repair; DNA replication. Gene Ontology annotation, cellular component: Slx1-Slx4 complex; nucleus. The record is from RefSeq and is a predicted model, not a curated record. The coding region runs from base 789 to 4049 and encodes 1086 amino acids. NCBI's taxonomy places the organism in Eukaryota, Metazoa, Arthropoda, Arachnida, Ixodida, Ixodidae.